Messenger RNA from Bursaphelenchus xylophilus (pine wood nematode), 4873 nucleotides. NCBI's taxonomy places the organism in Eukaryota, Metazoa, Nematoda, Chromadorea, Rhabditida, Aphelenchoididae. The record is from the annotation of a GenBank genome assembly.
AUGCUCGAUAAUGUCUCGAAUUUCACGGAAUACUACGAUGACAUUCCGAUGGACGCAGGAGACGGUGAAAUGAGUUUUCUGGCCCUCUUGUACCUCAGCUACAUGCCGUUGUGUUGUUUGGUCGGGUUGACGGGCAAUUGCAUGGUCUACAUUCUAAUCAGGUAAGAGUUUGGAUUUUUUAAAGCUCUAGGAAUGUUAUUUAGAUCUUAGCGACGCAGAGAGUGAUCUAUCGUAUUCCAAAUUUAAUUAGUUUUCAUUUGCAGGACAAAUCAAAUAUUUCGAAGGCUCCCUUCCUCCGUUUAUCUGCAAACAUUGGCCGGAAUGAGCUCACUUUUUCUUGUUUCGUUGUUAUCUUUUUGGGUUGAUCAGGUAACUUUUAUAUGCUUUUCUUCAAAAAUUCAUAUCGCGACUGAUUAGAUAUAGGCAAUAAAAAAAGUCGGAGCGCUCGAAAUGAGCCUGAAAUUUGGUAUCAAAAAGUAUCCCAGAGACAUUAAAAAGAUACAGUGGGGGGACCUGACCCAGUUGCAAAAAACGUACCAUUUUUCAUUCGGGAAGUAUCAAAAAUGUGGCAAAAUGCUUCCCUCUCCAAGUGAAAAAACGCAGAUUUCAAAAGCGCCCCGAUCUUUUUGUGAGGGAAAGGGCGCGCUCUUCAAAAAGAAGUUUUUUUCACUUGGAGAGGGAAGCAUUUUGCCACAUUUUUAAUGCUUCCCGGAUUCAAAAUGGUACGUUUUUUGCCACUGGAUCGGGUCCGUCACUCUAAUUCUUAAAAAUUUUCUCUUUUUUCUGUCUCUAGGAUAAUUUUUGAUACCAAAUUACCAAGUGAGGCUCAUUCUUUCUUUCUUUUUUUUUACUUUUUUUGUUGAAAAAAAGAAUUGCAAACUUCAGUCGUAACUGUUUUGCAGACCUUAAAAAGUAAUCCUGCAAACCAAUUGUGGUUCUUUCCCCUCAUUUUAAUGCUAAACCGUCGGAUUAGAAUAUGAUACAAGAUUAAAAAAUGACUCAUUUGAUCUUCCAGGGCUUCAUCCAGCCAUCAGCACAACGCUCAAAGUACUUCUGUAAGGUUUCAACAUUCCUCACGCACUUUUGCGACUUCGCCAGUGUCUGGCUUAUUGUUCUUGUCAGUUUUGAACGACUGACCUUACUUUACAAGGCGACGUAAGUUUUUCGGAUUUUUUUUAUAAUUUUGUGAGAGAAAAAAAUUCAAUUUGAAAAUUGUAAGCCACAAUUUUAAAUUUUUUACAUAUAAAUUUUAAAAAACCAUAAUUUUUUUAAAUUGCGUUUAGAUUUCGCCGAUCAAUGACCAAUUCAAUGCGUCAAGUGGGCGUUCUAAUCACCAUAACAUUUUGUUGCAAUCUAUGGAUUUUACUGGUCGCCGAGAUUAACGAAAUUGGGAUUUGCGACAUCAAACCGGAAUAUGAGCAUAUUUAUCAUGUAAGUAACAAAAAAAUUAUCUUUUUAUUUUUUUAUUUUUAUUUUCCGGCUAUAAUUACCCAAACAUAUACAGUAGCUGCCAAAAAACUGUCAAUUUUUUUGUUUUUUGUGUAACUCUGCUCAACGUGGACGGAUUUAAACGAAACAAAUACUAUUCUGUAGAGAAUUAUUGCUGUUAUCGAAUGGCUUAGCGGUUAGAGCGAUUUUACAUCUUAGUGUGUAACAACUGUCGAUGUAAAUUUUUUGGAAAGACAAAAAACUGUCAAUUUUUCCAAAAAAAUUUUACCACUUGCACAGGUCGCGGCGAAUCAUGGGCUUAUACAUCACGAUUUCUAAAUAAAGUCUCUCUGUACAUUAUUGACCAUCAAACGGAGCCAAGAAACUUAAUUUAGUUGACCAUUUGGUGGUCCCAAGUUCGAUACCCCAAAACAUGACGUUUAAGGAAAAAUCGAUUUUUUUCUUUGGCUUAGAAUUAAGAAAAUGCCUUGCAGUAGAAGCUAGACAACCUACAUUUAAAAUAGAACAAUGAUUGGGAGCCGCACUGUAAGUCUACGGACUCCACUGGAUAUUCAAGUUUCUCCGGUAACCGAGUGUCUGUAGAGACUUGGCCUUGUUGCCCCCGCCUUUGUAACAACUUGCUAAUGUUUUAUCAAUACAUGAUCACAGAUGUUCUAGAAGCAUUUUAUGGGCAUUUGUAGGACGGCGAUGCAAGUCACAUAAGAAUUACGGAGGGUUAUGUUGUCAUUAACAAAAAAAUUUUUUUUGUGGAAACUUGCAAGGCAGAUUAAGACUUUAGAAACAUAUCAGAGGGAGUGAAACUGCGUUAGAAAUGUCAAGAAUGGCUGUAAAUCUAUGGCACAAUAUCUUGCUUGUUCUUGCACUGGGUUACUUCUAUCCUAUGGAGAGUGAAAAUCAAGACAACAAUUUUUCUUCAAAAAUUCCGUUUCGGAGUUUGUUCUUUUACACGCAAAGUACGGGCCUGCCGCGAUAGCGAUUCUAAACUGUUCACUGUUCACAUGGGUGCCUUCUGUCGCGUUGGAACAACGACUAGAGUUGUCUACGGAAGCACCCGGGCUAAAGUUUCACGGUACAUCUACUGCCAGAAAAACUUGAAUGUCAAGUGGAGUCCGUAGACUUACAUUGCGGCUCCCAAUCAUUGUUCUAUUUUAAUUGUAGUUUGUCUAGCUUCUACUGCAAGACAUUGUCUUAAUGCUAAGUCAAAGAAAAAAAUCGAUUUUUCCUUAAAAGUCAUGUUUUGGGGUAUCGAACUUGGGACCACCAAAAGGCCUACUAAAUUAACUUUCUUGGCUCCCUUUGAUGGUCAACAAUGUACAGUGGGACUUUAUUUAAAAAUAAGACUAUAUAAGCCUAUGAUUUGCCGCGACGUAUGCAAGCGAGAAAAUUUUUUUGGAAAAAUUGACAGUUUUUUGUCUUUCCAAAAAAUUUACAUCGACGGUUUUAACACACUAAGAUGUAAAAUCGCUCCAACCGCUAGGCCAUUGGAUAACAGCAAUAAUUCUCUACAGAAUGGUAUUUGUUUCGUUUAAAUCCAUCCACGUUGAGCAGAUUUACACAAAAAACAAAAAAAUUGACAGUUUUUUGGCAGCUACUGUAAGUAUUAAGCAUUAAAAGAUACUCCAAAAAUAGGGUUUAAUUACCCAAAUAGAGUUUGUUUUUACGAAAAAGUGCGGCCAUUUUUUUUGGCCAAGGACCAAAAGUUCGGAGAGGCCAACUGAAAUUUUUUUGCGAAUUUUCGGCACAAAAGAUACGUAAUCAUCCGGAAAAUGGGCGUAAAAUUACGGAAGUACAAAUUUUAAAAACCCGAAAAAAUUGUUACGCAUAAUAAAUUUUUUUUGGCUGAUGCUUUCAAAAAAAGCCAAGUUCAUAUAGUGGCGGACCUGAUCCAGUGGCAAUAAAGAUAACAUUUUGUAUCGGGAAAGUGUCAAAAAUGCAGCAAAAUACCUCCCUCUCAAACUGAAAAAGCUCCGUUUUGAAGUGGGCGCUCUUUAUGUCACAAAAACAGUGAUCGCGCUUUUGAAAUCGGAGUUUCUUCACUUGGAGAGGGAGGUAUUUUGCCCCGUUUUUGAUACUUCCUGGAUACAAAAUGGUAUUCUUUUUGCCACUGGAUCAGGUCCGCCACUGUACAGGUCAUAUUUUCACAUUUUCUUUGCAGGCCUUCAGCUUGAUGGAGACCGGGAUUUGCAUGAUCAUCCCGACCGUUCUCAUCAUCCUCUUUAAUGUGCUCGUCAUCCUGAAGCUGCGCUCACACUUCAAGAAGAUCCCCGCUUCUCCGUCCGUUUCGUUCAAUACGGCCGACACUGUCUACUCUACGGGCCCAUCACAUACGAUUAAAUCCAUGAAAAUCUCAAAGUGCGUUUUAUACUACGUAUUUCAAUCUCCGAUGGCAAAAACAAAUUCCAUGCCUUUAGGCUCUUAAUUUCGCACAUCGAAAAAAACGUCAAAAAUAGAACUUUUAAAAACAUUUUUCAGAGCCAGUUUGCACCAUCUAAGUGUAAAUGGGACAAACAACGCCGAAACGAUCGCAUUACGUUAUAAGCGGUGUAGCCUACGGUAUGCGGACCUACAGCUGACAAGGUCGCUGGUUAUUGUUACAAGUGUUUUUAUUUUGCUCAACUUGCCCAAUUAUUUGUAUCGGAUUGCUGUGCAGUACUUGAAGAUCAGCGAUCAGGUGAGGAAUUCUUACUUUUCGUAUAUUUGCAACAAAACUGCUCUAAUUUUGGCAAAAUUCUUUUGAAAGAGGAGUAUUCCAAGUGCAUUUUCCUUAAAUUUUGCUCACGCUUGUGGCAAGGCCCCCUGUAUCGAUCGCUGUAGAGUUUAGCUCGCCCUCUGCAAGGGCAGCCGAGAUAUUCAACCAUAUUUGCGGCUGGGAGAGUACGCGAAACUCGGAGAGGGGCGAUACAGAAAAACACUUUUUAGCCCUUUCUUUGCCAUUUUUGCGUGGAAAAAAUAUUUUUUUUGUGGAGACAUUACCGUUUACGGUAGAAAUGAGCAUGAAACUUCUCAUGCCAAAAUUCGCGAAAAGUUCUCACAUUUUAUGCAGACUUUUCGAUCUAAAAAUCUCGGUUGUUCCUGAAAGGCGCAAGCUAAGAGGGUCGCAUAAGUCUUACAAAAACUUAUUCUACAUUUGUGCCAAGUUCCAUCAAAAUUUGAGAGUCGCACUUGGAGCACUCUAAUUCAUACCAUGACCAUCUAACUCGCUAAAUGACCAUCUAACUUGCUAAAAUUUCAGUCCGAGCUCAUGCAACGAUUCUCCUUCGCCGCUCACGUCCUCUUAUACACCCAUCACGCCUGCCUAUUCUACAUGUAUAUCUUCAACAGCCCGCAGAUGCGUCGUCGUUUGCUGCCGACGGCGUUGAAACUGCUGGAAUGUUACUGUCUAAAGCCGGUACAAGACUACUCCGAAAACGGGAUAAACUACUGA